GUCAACCCUUUGUUUCUGGAAACAGCCUGAUUCCCAGGUCAUGAGAGAACUUUUCUGAUAGGAUUAUUUUGAUACUUGUACUUAUUGAGGUACCUCAGCCUUGAAGGGAUCCUUUUCAUUUGGACCCCGUGUCUUCUCCUAAGUAAUUGAUCACCGUGCACCCGGGGACACCCAAUUCACAGCCGAGCGGGAUCAGCCCUCAUGAAUAAUCAAAACGCCGUGGCCGUGCUGCUGCAGGAGUGCGAGCGAGCUCUGGACACGCUCCGGGCGGCAAAGGCCGGCACGGGCGAGGGAGAGGAGCGGGAAUACCGGCGGUGCCAAGCUCUGCUUCCUGAGGACCUGAGGAGCCUUCUGCAGGAGGCGAAGGAAAUGAAGUGGCCCUUUGUGCCGGAGAGGUGGCAGUACAAACAAGAGCUCGGCCCAGAAGACAAAACAAACCUGCAAGAUAUGAUCAGCGCCAGGCUCCCUGACCUGCUGGCUUAUCUGAAGGCGUCUAUCCUGGCCAAGGACUGCCCCACGGCCACUGCCGUGCUGUUCCUGAUUGACCGCUUCCUGUACUGGCUGGACGCCUCCAGCAGGCUCCUGCGGCUCGCCAAGGGGCUGCACAGGCUGCAGCCCGGGGCUCCCAUCAGCCCGCAGCUGCUCAUCCGCCAGGCUCGCCUCGCCGUCAACGCAGGUAAACUUCUAAAAGCUGAAUAUAUCYUGAGCAGCCUGAUUAAUGACAAUGGAGCAACAGGAACCUGGCGAUAUGCUGAGGAAAGUGAUCGGAUUCUAGUUCAGGCAGUCUGCUUACAAAUCAGAGGACAGAUUCUGCAAAAGCUUGGGAUGUGGUAUGAGGCAGCAGAGUUGAUCUGGGCUUCGGUCGUGGGCUACUUCAAACUUCCUCAGCCAGACAAAAAGGGAAUUGCCACUUCCUUGGGUAUUAUGGCAGACAUCUUUGCUUCCAUGAAUGAGCAGGAUUAUGCACGCUUUAAAACCAAUGCUGACAUUGACCUGAGCCUCCUGCGAGAGUUCAGCCACCGUUUGUUAUCAGCUGCUGAGGCCUGCAAGCUGGCAGCAGCCUACAGCCAGUACACCCCCCUGUUUGUCCUCACRGCCGUGAACAUCCGUGGGAUGUGYCUGCUGUCCUACAGUCACUCCAAAGACUGUCCCCCAGAAAAGAGAGAGUUCUACUUGUUGGAAGCCAAAGAAUCCUUCGAGAUUGGGCUCCUCACCAAGCAGGAGCAGAGCUCCAUCACCAGCAAGCAGGAGCUGCACAGCUUCAUCAAAGCUGCCUUCUGCCUCGCCACCGUGCACCGCUGGCUCUACGGAGAGAGCCAGGAGCUGCGUGAGGUCACUCAGCUCUGCAGGGAAGCCCUGGCAAAACUCCAUUCCUACAACACUUUGUUUGCAGAGGAGGAAGGCAAAGGGAUGCUUGCCAAGGAGAUCAUGUCUCUGAUYGCRUCCGUGAAGAGGCGCCUGCGAGUGRAAAGCUUCCCAAAUUCYGAUGCCAGGUCUCAUGUCCCRGACAGUUAUAAAGGAWCAGUACAAAAACCUGUCCUGCARGGGGAAACAAGCUUUGAGAAAAUCCUUGCCAAGCAUUCCCAGCAUCACCUGUCAGUGUGCCAGGUGUUCGAGAAAACUUGCAGGAUUCAUAAAACCACACCAGGAGAAAUGCAGGUGGGAGCUUGUAUCACAACCUUAAGGACAGAGACCAAAACCGUGGACACGCUGUGUACUGAAGAAAUAGCUCACCAGAAGAGAGGUGCUGUGAAAAUCCUGAACUCACCAACAGCAGGAAGCAGCUCAGAGGGACUUGGUGGCCAGAGAAAUCGAGGCAUUGACUGUGGUGUGAUGAAAAUUUCCUUCGAAGAGGAGACUGAGCCAUCAGAAAUGGAAAUAAAUGAAAAUGGAGUUUUCAGCAGAGGGCAAAACAGGAGCCAGAACUCUACUUCUGAGAGCUCUUGGUGCAAGCUCUCUAAAUCCAGUUUCUCCUCCAGCUGGGAGGAGCUAAACAGUAAUAGCAGCAGAGAGUCUUCCAGGAAAGGGCAGCAAGGGAAGAAGGGCUCGGUGGAGGAGCAGUGCUGCACCACAGAAUGUGAUGAAAACAGCCAAGCCACAUCCUUGCACUCAGUGUCUCCAGGAGCCUGGCAUCCUGCUCCUCGUGGAUCCCUCCAUGGCUCAGGGGGUUCUCCUCAGCAUUCCUCAGAGGGAUGUGCACCUCCAGCUGGGAGGGUGCAGGACAAGGAGUCUCUUUGUGGAGAAGAGCUGCAGGAGGGAAGACGCUGUGGAAGGAGCUCUUCAGAACAGAAAGCAAAGGGCUCAAACAAUGAGUUUCCUUCUCUCUCCAUCUCUUACUCGCUUCCUACCAGGCAGGAGGAGGAGAAGUCCUUUUCCUAUGUGGAGCUGAGCUGCAGGACCAAGGACAGCAGCAGUGAGAGAGGCGUUGGCCGCUGGGAACGAGUCCGCCCAGGUGAACCUGCAGAAAGCACCGAGGAUCCCUCGUGUGAGGCACAUCCCUCCCAAAACGGGGGCGCUGCUGYACUAUCAACAAACAUGGAGCUCCAAACGGGCAGUGACUCCUCUGUGUGUGAGUGGAUGAGGAAAUCUGCCUUGCUGGGGAGCAAAUCUCUCCAGAUGCCUCAAGUUGACAUCCAGGCAGAAACAGUAGAGACUGAGUUUGAGUUCAUUGGAGACUCAGUAAACAAUUACUCCACAGCACUGGCUUCAAAGCAUGAAGCGAGUCUCAGUGUGCCAAAAGCCUUGCCCUCUCAGGGAAAGACAUCCACAGCCAAGCACUUCCACUGUGCCACUACGGAAGAAGAUGGAGAGAAGUCUCAGGACAUGGUGAGCAGCAAGAGGCAGUCCAGUUCAUCUCYGAGUUCAUGGGUCAAAUCAGCACACGUGCCCACGAGCUCCCCCGAAGGGUCCAUCCCAAGGGGAAGUGGUUUUGCCUUCACGCCUGGGAGAGCGAAGGAAGAGAUCCUGAGUGCUCGGUUUCUGAGGGAUGAUGAUUACAAGCAGCUUCUGGCAGGGGUGGAGCAUAAUUGGCUUGUCCAGAGACUGAUGCCUACKGGGAUUUUUAGGACCAAAGAGCUUCACAAAGCAUACUCUGCUCUUCUUUUGAAAUACUCCAAGAAAUCCGGGCUGUGGACAGCCCAGGAGACAGCCGUGUUCAUCGGGGACUACCUGAACGUGGCCAAGGAAGGCAAGCAGAGAAAUGCCUUUUGGAUACACUUCCUGCACCAAGAAGAAAGCCUGGGAAGGUAUGUUGGGAAGGAAUAUAAAGAAGCAAAAGGACUCCUCCAUCAUUUCAGUGACGUGGAGCGCCAAAUGACUGCCCAGUACUAUGUGACAGAGUUCAACAAGAGGCUGUAUGAGCAGAAGAUCCCCACCCAAAUUUUUUAUAUCCCCUCUGCGGUACUGCUGAUACUGGAAGACAGAACUAUAAAAGGGUGUGUGAGUGUGGAGCCCUACAUCCUCGGGGAGUUUGUGAAGCUGUCCAACAACACCAAGGUAGUGAAGAAUGAGUACAAAGCCACGGAGUAUGGUCUGGCUUACGGCCACUUCUCCUACGAGUUCUCCAACAGAACAGAUGUCGUUGUCGACCUUCAAGGUUGGGUCACAGGUAAUGGGAAAGGCCUCAUCUACCUCACAGACCCCCAGAUUCAUUCCCUCAAUAGCAAAGAUGUCUCACGCUCCAACUUUGGGAAGAAGGGAAUUUACUACUUUUUCCACGAUCAGCAUGUGGAGUGCAACGAGAUCUGUCGCUGCCUGUCUUUGACAAGGCCCUCGCUGGAGCUGCUGGCCUAGACUGKCACAGGUCAGUCCCACAGAGUGACCCGUGAGCUGAACUCUGUUUUACCCCACACAUCUGUGGGAGCAGGUUGUCCAGCAAGGCAGCAAAAAGCUGCCUUCAUUCCCAUUCUCCCUUUCCCCCUCAAAGCCCCAGUGUCCUGCUGCCCCCGAGCUCAAAGGCUGGGAUAAUUUCUUUGGGGAGAUUUUCUCGAUGAGAAAGAGAACACAGCGUCAAAGUUCCUCUAAAAGAUGGCUCCCCAACAGACUUUGCUUUAACAAAACCRUCCCCUUUUGUUUCUGCUGCCAGCAGAGAUUUUUAGGCUUUUGUCCUCGCGUUUUAGCAAUGCUAUUGUUUUCUAGGUGAUGUUUGUGCCGAAUUGUUUGGAAAGAUGCCCUAUCCCUGGGCCAACUGAUUAGAACUAGGUGUAAAGAGGGAGAAGGAAGAGAAAAAAAAAUUAAAUCUCUUUAUUAUGGUGCAUAAACCUUCAGUCUUGGGGAGCUGCGCAGCUGCGCGGGGAGAAAAAUGCAUUCAAAAAUAUAAUGCCAGUGUGAAUAAUCCUUUCCCGAGCGCUGCUCGCAGACUGCUCCAGCUUUGUCAGGUGAACUUGAACCGGGCCAUCAGAUUUGCGGCCGUUCCCAUUGCACACUGUCUGUCACCCCGGGGCAUUCACCAUCUUGCCUGUUGUUCGGAGCCAGCAAACAAUCCAUCAUUGAGCUGGGCAGUCGCCGGCUCACACAACAGUGAAAUCGGCAUGUGACGGGACACUCGGCCCCAAUGUCUCGCAGAUUAAAGUGAUACAUGAAAACUCACGUGUUACUGGGAAGAUUAAGCCCGUUAUCUUGUUGCGCAGCCAAUAAAGGCCGGCCUUGUCCUCGGCAGUGGGGAAAUGCUGGUUUUAACUAAGUGACAAACGCCGCUCACAUAGCUCCGUGCUCCGGCCAGCGAGCGCCGGGCUCCGGAGGGCAAACAAAGCUAGUUAGCAAGAUCCCGGGAAUUAAUGGGCGGCAGGGAUGCCGUGUUAAAGCCUCUCUGCAGAAGCUUUCCCUGCUCUAUAGAGACAAUUAAAACCAAAACAAAACCUCCCGGACAAUCUCUGCACAACAAAGUGUCCUAAUGCGCUGCCAGCAGCCGGGCCCCGCCGUGUCUGUUCCAGUUUUGGGACCCCUGGCCGUUCAUGCCUUUUCCAGCUCCUUCCCGCUCAAAGAAAGAAAAAGAAAAUUUAUCUAGACGUGCUCCUGAAUAAAUCCAUCCAUGUGAAAUUACAGCAUUUUGCCUUCUUCCUAAUAUUUUUCCUGGCMGCUCGUUUCUGUUGUUGGUUUUAGSAGACRUUUUGCCAUCUCAGCCAAAGUUCUGGGUACUCACAGGUAAAAGUUUGGGUCAAGGAUCAGCUUGUUUAGUUUCCUCUCAAACAGACAUGGAAACAUAUUCUGCUGGUCUUACUCUUUGCAGCUUGGGCACAAUUUCAGACAUAUCAGACACUCUGUCUUCACCUGGGACUUAAAGACUGGAAAUCAUGGAUUUAUAACAGCAUGGCCUGAAGAACUGGGGUGCACCCAUGGCCCCAAACACACAGAGCCUAAAUUAUUGGUUCRUAUUUGUGGUAUAAAUAGGAGAUUAUUGAGGAAAUAAAUAGUUGACUCUGAUGGUGGGGAAUUUAUUUAGGUUGUAAAUUUCAUCUUGCAGCUUCUGAAAAAAUUGCUGUUAUUUYCUCUGGUUUCAGAAUAAAGUAAUUUGAAAUA
Malurus melanocephalus (red-backed fairy wren) is the source of this 5517-nucleotide messenger RNA. It is a transcript of the gene ALPK1, whose product is annotated as alpha kinase 1. The transcript has 14 exons. The record is from RefSeq and is a predicted model, not a curated record. NCBI's taxonomy places the organism in Eukaryota, Metazoa, Chordata, Aves, Passeriformes, Maluridae. Gene Ontology annotation, biological process: protein phosphorylation. Bases 202 to 3792 code for a protein of 1196 amino acids. Gene Ontology annotation, molecular function: protein serine/threonine kinase activity; ATP binding.